CGCAGGCGCCUUCCAGUCUCCGCGCCUGCGCCCCUCGGCAACCUCACUCCCGCAGCAUGAAGGUAUUUCGGCGCGCUUGGCGGCAUCGGGUGGUGCUGGGCCUAGGCGGCCUGGCGUUUUGCAGCACCACUCUGUUGUACUUGGCGCGCUGCGCUUCUGAGGGCGAGACGCCCUCCGCUUCUGGAGCCGCUCGACCCCGCGCUAAGGCCUUCCUGGCAGUGCUUGUGGCCAGUGCGCCCCGCGCGGUCGAGCGCCGCACCGCAGUGCGCAGCACGUGGCUGGCACGAGAGAGGCGUGGCGGACCCAAGGACGUGUGGGCGCGCUUCGCCGUGGGCACUAGCGGCUUAGGCUCAGAGGAGCGGCGUACUCUUGAGCUCGAGCAAGCACAGCACGGGGACCUGCUGCUGCUGCCCGCCUUGCGCGACGCCUACGAGAACCUCACGGCCAAGGUUCUGGCCAUGCUAACCUGGCUGGAUGAGCACGUGGACUUCGAGUUCGUGCUCAAGGCGGAUGACGACUCUUUUGCGCGCCUGGACGCUAUACUGGUGGACCUACGCGCACGUGAGCCCGCACGCCGCCGGCGCCUCUAUUGGGGCUUCUUUUCCGGGCGCGGGCGUGUCAAGCCGGGAGGUCGCUGGCGAGAAGCUGCCUGGCAACUCUGCGACUACUACCUGCCCUACGCUCUGGGCGGUGGGUAUGUCCUUUCUGCGGACCUGGUGCAUUACCUGCGCCUCAGCCGCGAAUACCUGCGUGCGUGGCACAGUGAAGACGUAUCGCUGGGCACCUGGCUGGCACCAGUGGAUGUGCAACGGGAGCACGACCCACGCUUCGACACGGAGUACAAAUCUCGAGGCUGCAACAAUCAAUAUCUCGUGACACACAAGCAAAGCCCAGAGGACAUGUUGGAGAAGCAACAGAUGUUGCUGCAUGAGGGCCGGUUGUGCAAGCAUGAGAUGCAAUUGCGCCUUUCCUAUGUCUAUGACUGGUCAGCUCCACCCUCCCAGUGCUGCCAGCGCAAGGAGGGCAUUCCCUGAUGUCAUUGCAGGUGCAGUGGUCUCUCCUAACACAGGCCAAGCAUCCUAAACAAUCUGAUAAAUUAUCUGGGGUGAGCUUGGUUUAUCCAAUUGCUGUUGAGACCUUGGGACUGAUGGCCAGAGACAACUAACAAUGUCUAGUCCACUGGGUGUGCUCAGUAUUAGUGGUCUGGUGUAAGGCCUACCCAAUGACAUCUGGUUAUGGAUGUGGAGAUUGCAUCUGCGAGCGCAUGGGCGCACACACACACACACACACACUGACCUGUGUAAUGCCACCUAUCAGCCAUCUGGAGUGUGAGGGAAGGGCCUCCUCACUUGAUGAGCUUAGAGUGCCCUCAUUCUGCAAACUCUGCAGCUCACUGCCCAUCUUGAUUGUUCUGCACAGCCUAACCUGCAGACUGUUGAAUUCAUCUCAAAAUGUUACUCGUCAAAGUUGUCUUUGUAUUGUUCGGACAAAGUUCCAUUCUGUUGUGUCUCCUGUUUUUAUCUUUUGUCAUGGACAAGUAUGAGGUUUGACUUGAUUUUCAAGUCAACUAGCUUAGAAUUUUUGUCUCAGUGGAUAGAGGUUGGUAAAUAUAAUGCAGUUUGCUUAGACCUAUUUAUAAAUAUUGUAUGCUUGUAUAGAUAAGAAUUUACAGAGGCAGGCAAAUCUCUGAGUUCAAGGCCAGCCUGGUCUACAGAGUGAGUCCAGGAUAGCCAGGACUAUGCAGAGGAACCCUUAAAUUUUUUUAAGUUGGGAAUGCACGUCUUAAUUUAUUUUUAACUACUUAAGAAAAAUACUUGUGUCAGAUUUUGUAUCUGUGGAUUAAUCUGUCAACAGCCUAGGUGGCCAACCCCACUUCUGGGUGUGUUUAAAGCAUAGAAGAAUGUUUAAACUAUCCAUUUCUCUUUCAGGUUUACACAUAAAUCAGUCCUUUUGUGUGUUUGUUUGUUUCUGAACAGACAUGACUUUUAAAGCUUUUCAGGGAGUGUGAGCGUAUGGACUGUAAGGCGCUUGGGAUUAGAAUGUCCACACAAAGUUUGUCUUUCAAAGUGGUUUAUUCACACCAACAUUCUUUACAAUAUCGUGCUAAUAUAAAAGUUAACAGCUGUCUCACCAAGCAGGUUCCACCGUGUAAUCUCCAGCGAAUACAUUUCAGAAGCUUCUCAGCCUCCACCCACUGUCAAGUCCUUCAGUUAUAAUUGUGGCAGACCAGAAGGAGGUCCUUGAGAGUGUAAGCAUGUGGCCAGUCAAUGGCGGGCUUAAGUGGGCUGAGUAACAGCACCUGAAGUUCCGGGUUGACUGAGGCCAGGGCCACCAAGAGAGUCUCAAGUCCCUUAGGUAUCAACAUGGAGGGUAUGGAAUCCUUGUCACAGGAACAUUGACAGUAUGAUCCUACAGACCAUCCCCAGUGUUCUCAUUUCAUUGGGCAGACUGGUUCACUGCCAUAUCAGUGCCACCUUAAGGUUAGUUCAUUAGCAUAUCAAGAUCUAUCUUGGACUGCAGGGUGGGCUGCCAGUGGACUUGCUUCUGAGGUGCAGCUCUUGUCAAAGCUGCCUAGUGGCAAACUCAAGCAUUAUUUCAAAUCACACAAGAAGGCCUUUGAGUUACACAACAUGGUUUUAAAACUAUGUUCCAUACAAGCUUCCACAAAGACCUUCAGAUUCCUAGUGUCUCAGCAAAGUUUCAGGGAUCCAAACCUGUGUUGAGGCUUCCUAGAUUCUCUAUUAAGGAAAUAAUAUUUGCUACCUAGCAUAGCACCCCAACCACACAAACUUUAACAAUAUUACAUAUCCCCUUUUAAUGUUUAAAAAAAAUAAGAGUAUACUUAGAAAAAUAUAAUAAGGUGGCUCCAGGAUAAAUGGACAACCUGAGCUGGCCUUGACCUCCAGCUUUGGAUGAUGUUGCAAUCUCUGCUAUUUUAAUGGGACUGAUGUUUGGGGUUUUGUUUUUAUGAGACAGGGUCUAGCUAUGUAGCCUAGACUAGAUUUGAACUCGACCCUGCCUAAUCUCCUGACUACUGAGAUUACAGGCAUAAACCACCAUACCUAGUUUACAUUAACUUUUUGUUUGUUUGAUCUGUAUAGCCUGAAGGUAUUCCCGCCUGGGGAACUGUGGAUGCAGAGAGACUUGCCCUGAUUGCCUGUCAUUAAUUUGCUUUUAAAAUUUCAGGCUGUAAACUUGAA
Molecule: messenger RNA, 3200 nt
Organism: Mus caroli (Ryukyu mouse)
Lineage: Eukaryota; Metazoa; Chordata; Mammalia; Rodentia; Muridae
Gene: B3galt6
Product: beta-1,3-galactosyltransferase 6
Biological process (GO): glycosaminoglycan biosynthetic process; protein O-linked glycosylation
Cellular component (GO): Golgi membrane
Molecular function (GO): galactosylxylosylprotein 3-beta-galactosyltransferase activity
Source: RefSeq, a predicted model, not a curated record